Symbiodinium necroappetens is the source of this 195-nucleotide messenger RNA. The record is from the annotation of a GenBank genome assembly. NCBI's taxonomy places the organism in Eukaryota, Dinophyceae, Suessiales, Symbiodiniaceae.
GCCCAGGCAAUUCAGAAGGACCCAUUGCUGAUGACAGCCGACCUGGAGGACCUGCAGUCCAGCUUGGUCUGGCUUGAGGAAUUCCUGUGGAAUCAGGACUGGGCUGCAGGCUUCGGCCGGGCGGCGCUGGCAGAGGCCAUUCAGAACAAGCCUUUCCUUCUCUAUCAGGGGGAGGAUGGGCUAGAAGGGACGAUU